AUGGAGGAAAAGUGGUCUUCCACAGAAACUUGUGCUGAUGGUGAUAACCUUCAGAAUGAACAAAAAAUGGGGAAGAGCGGUUCUGCUUCUGCCUCUGCCUCCUCGAGAUGUAUCAGCAAGACUCUUGAGGACUUGCCUAAUUCGUCAGUCUCUCUAGAUUUGAGCAGAAAGGAUCUGCAGCAUCUAACUGAUGAUAUAUAUAACUUAUUAAACCUUAAACAUCUGCAUCUGGAAGGAAAUGCCCUGUCUGUGAUUCCUGAGGAUUUUUUUCAGCACCUGCCAAAUCUUGUUUGGCUGGAUCUGCGAUAUAAUAGAAUUAAAGAGCUUCCCCCUGGAAUUGGAUGCCACAAGCAACUGAAAACUCUGCUGUUAGAAGGAAAUCCUAUUAAAAGAUUGCCUGUUGAGUUUGGUGAUUUAACUUCACUUACAGCCCUGAAUCUCAGACAUUGUCCUCUGGAGUAUCCACCGCCUGAAGUGGUACAGAAGGGCCUUCCAGUUAUUUUAUGCUUCCUUCGAAAGUACAGUAAGCAGAAUCUUGAUGACUCCGAUCUUAUUACUCCAGAAUUGUCUUCUCCGCUGCAACAAGAAGCAAAGGCUAUUGUCAGAGAAUAUAAGAGAAAAUGUGACAGACCACCAGACCGUAGGAAAGCUUUCAACGAUUUGUGGAAACAGAUGAGCUUCAUUAAAAUGCCUCCCAUUGAAAAGUUAAACUUGACAGACCUCAUGAAAUCAAGCAUGGAUUUGUCAGAUGGAUGGCCUAACGAGGAGGAAAUGAUACAAUUUCAGAAGAUGAGGGAAGAAAUGAUGCAAGAUGAAAGAGAAGAGUAUCUGGUUGAUCAAAAGUUAUCCAAUGACUCUAUGACUUCCAUGUUCUCAAGGAAAUCCAAGGCAAAACAGAGCCUCUCUCGGAAAUGGUCUGUUGCCUCAUCCAGGGGCAAAAAGAAUCUGUUUCCUGCCAUUUCAUCCUAUGAUCUGCUAGUUCAGACUAAGAGGGCUGAAGAGUGUCGAUUGGCAGCACUCAAAGAAAUAAAGGAGAAACAGGCCUUAAUUGAACAGCGGAGAAAAGAUAAAGAAGUGCUUCAGAAAUGGAGGAGACAGGCCAAGUUGAUGAGAGAGAGGAAGGAAGUACUGUACACUACUCCAUCAGGAAAAGGAGACACGGGAGUUUCACAGAAUGCACCUUAUGCUACUGAUGACAAUAGCAAUUAUCACAGCAAGCUAGAAGGCUGGGAAGUGCAGAACAAACAAGACGCAAUGGAGAUGCUGAAUAUGAGCACAAUGAAAACCCUCGAGGAUGUGAGGGCUGCCAAAUACAGAGAAGUGGAAAACCGUAUCAAGCAGCACAUACAGAUAAUGAAAGAAAAAAAGAAAAAAUUAACAGAGAUACCCCAUGAAGAUAUGGAAAGAGCAAAGCAAGACAUUAAAAUGGUUGAGGAAUUAGAAGCAGAGCUAGCUGACAUGAAAAAGGACCUUCACCCAGAAUAUCGGUUCACAGCCUUUACUGGAGAAUUGCCAGCAUCACCGGAUAGUUCAUUAGGGGUCACAAAACCUCAAAAUAUCUUUUCUAACAUGACAUUUUAA
Eublepharis macularius is the source of this 1581-nucleotide messenger RNA. RefSeq names its product leucine-rich repeat-containing protein 27-like. NCBI's taxonomy places the organism in Eukaryota, Metazoa, Chordata, Lepidosauria, Squamata, Eublepharidae. Gene Ontology annotation, molecular function: protein binding. Bases 1 to 1581 code for a protein of 526 amino acids. The record is from RefSeq and is a predicted model, not a curated record. The transcript is spliced from 12 exons.